Lagopus muta (rock ptarmigan) is the source of this 2126-nucleotide messenger RNA. RefSeq names its product transcription factor HES-5-like. The record is from RefSeq and is a predicted model, not a curated record. Lineage: Eukaryota; Metazoa; Chordata; Aves; Galliformes; Phasianidae. Gene Ontology annotation, cellular component: nucleus. Bases 805 to 1290 code for a protein of 161 amino acids. The transcript has 5 exons. Gene Ontology annotation, molecular function: RNA polymerase II cis-regulatory region sequence-specific DNA binding; DNA-binding transcription factor activity, RNA polymerase II-specific; protein dimerization activity. Gene Ontology annotation, biological process: regulation of neurogenesis; regulation of transcription by RNA polymerase II; anterior/posterior pattern specification.
UGAGCGCGUGCGGCGGGUAACGGCCGUGCUGGGCGCGUGCGCGGAGUAACGGUCGCUCUCGCGCCUCUUCCCGCCUCAGUGCUGAGGGGAGCGGGGCGGCGUCGGCACAGUGCUGCGCUGUGCGGGGCCCCACAGCCGCCGUGCGGGCGUCGAUGCUGUUACAUCAGCCCCUGUGGACCUUCUUCGUCUCUGGUGGGCCGCAGGGUGUAUUGAGGCAGCACUGAAAACCAUCUAAAGCUGCUGGAGCGAACUGCUGUGUCCCAUUGCCUGAGGCCUGGCCUGCAGGGGCAGAGGUGUGCUCAUCUCCCAGUGUGCUGCUUGUGCAUGGAGUAUGCCUGAGGAUCUAGAAGUGGAAACGGCGGAGGGAAGCAUGUGUGAGGUAAGACAGCCAAGGACAGAUUCUUAUUUGGAAGUCCUUAAGUGAAGCCCAGGUUUAACAAGAAGUUGACAGGAAGGAGGGAAGUGUCGCUGAAGUAGCCAGCUUCAUGGUUUUCAUUGUAUGGGCCUGAAUGGGCUUAGCUCUUUGUUAAGGGCAGAUGUUGUCUUCAGAGCCCUUUAUUCCUGUGUUGUGGGAAAGCCAGGAGACAAGUCAUCUCAUGAACGCUUUGAACUGGUCAAAGGAUUAUGGUACGAGAUAAGAUACAGCUCAGAGACCAUGCCAUAGCUUUUGCCAGCUGUCAUAAGAUGUUACCCUUUGUUUUGUAGCCUUUGAAUGGACUUCCUCCAAAACUUGGCGUCCUGUGUUCUCCCUCCUAGCAAAUGAGCACUGGUGUCAGGCCUUGAAGCUAGGAGGUGACAGGACAGAUGGCUCCCAGCGUUGUUUUCCUGGAGCCCGACAACCUGCUGACGCCAAAGGAGAGAAACAAACUCAGGAAGCCGGUGGUGGAGAAGAUGCGCCGUGACCGGAUUAACAGCAGCAUUGAGCAGCUGAAGGUGCUGCUGGAGAAGGAGUUCCAGAGACACCAACCCAACUCCAAGCUGGAGAAAGCUGACAUCCUGGAGAUGACUGUCAGCUACCUGAAGCAGCAGAGCCAGCUGCAAAUGAAGACUUCAGGAUCCUUCCAUAAAAGCUCUCAGUUUGACUUCAGAGAGGGUUAUUCUCGGUGUUUGCAAGAGGCUUUCCAUUUCCUCUCUCUUCAUAAAGUCCGAACUGAAACACAGACCAAGCUCCUCAGUCACUUCCAGAAGAGCCAAUCCACUGCUCCAGAGGUUUCCUUUUCCCCCAGCAAGCCCAGCACCCUGAAGCAAGCAUCACCAAAAGAGGCCGGUACUCUCUGGAGGCCCUGGUAGUCAGGGAAGCUCUCACUUACUGAACCUUUGCCUCUUAGAGUCCAGAGGAAGAAACUGACUGCAUCCGAUAGUCCAGCUCUGAUCCUCUCUUCUGUAGGGUGCAUUAUUUCCCCAUAUACUUUAUUUAUGUGUGAAAAGAAUGGCGUGCUUUUGACUUUUAUGGGAUCCUUUGGCAAAAGCUCAGGCAUUCUGUUGAAUUGAAGCUGUGUAGGUACUGGUGGUACAGAGCACAGUGUGUUGCCCACUUUGUGGGCACAUGUCUCCAAAUGAAGGAGGAUAUUUUUGUAGAAGUUACUUUUGUGAUGGGCAAGAAUUGCAGUAAGAGAAUUUCCCUAAUAUUGCAUGUAAGAGCCAUUGGCUUUGCUCUGGUAUGACUGGUAACUCCUGUUUGCUCAGUCAUUCUGGAGAAUAAAUGUGCAACUUCAGUUCAUGCACACUUAAUUAAAUUCCAAUUCCUCCCAUUUGCUCAUAACUUGUACUGUGUGAAAGGUGGUUUUUGCUUUGUCCUGGACUUUUCUUUGAUAGUCCUAGCACAUACAGUGUGAUGGAUGAACUGAAGCUAGGAAACUUUGUGGAAUAUUUCUACUAUUUUGCUGCUUUUUUCGAUUUAGAAAAAUAAUGUGUUACUGCUUUAUGUUAAAGAAAAGAGUAGAUAAAAGGCUCAAUUUGUCAAUGUUAUAUAUUUGGGUGUAAGUUAUGCUUUUUCUAGCAUCUUCAUUAUAAUAAUGAUUGUUUGUCUGUAUUAAGUGCUGUAAUUCAUGGUGGAUAGUGUUUCUCCCAUUCCUGGGACAGCCCUACGGCUUACAUGCAUACUGUGUAUGCGUCUCUGUGUUUGU